This is a messenger RNA of Dentiscutata erythropus, 1741 nucleotides long. The record is from the annotation of a GenBank genome assembly. Lineage: Eukaryota; Fungi; Glomeromycota; Glomeromycetes; Diversisporales; Gigasporaceae.
UUUUCAAAACAAAUCUCGAAGAGUUUGCUCGCAAAUACCGUAAAGACAUUCGUAAGAAUCCUAUGUUUAGAGCACAUUUUCAGAAAAUGUGUAGUAAUAUUGGAGUUGAUCCACUUGCAUCAAAUAAAGGAUUUUGGGCAGAAUUUUUAGGGGUAGGCGACUUUUAUUAUGAACUUGGCGUGCAAAUCAUUGAAAUCUGUUUAUCCACUCGAGGCAGAAAUGGAGGAUUGAUUGAGCUAGAUGAGUUGAAACGACAAUUGGUAAAAAUGCGUGGAGGUAAUAGUAAUAAUGGAAUUGGUGGAUCUAAUUCAUCACAAGAGAUCAGUGAUGAUGACGUCAUACGCUCUAUCAAGACCCUCAAGCCGUUAGGUAAUGGGUUUGAAAUAUUACAAAUUGGUGAUAGAAAAAUGGUAAGGUCAAUCCCACGAGAACUAAACAUAGAUCAGUCCGAAAUUUUGGCUUUGGCACAGGCAAAGGGUUACAUCACUAAAGAUAUGAUAGAAUCUGAAUUGGGAUGGGGAAUAGAGCGUAUAAAUGAUGUUAUAGAUACAUUACUUGCGGAUGGCCUUUGUUGGAUAGAUGAACAAGCAUAUCCCAAUGAAUAUUGGGAUGAAGAGUACGAUGUUAUCGUUCUAGGAACUGGCCUAACUGAAUGUAUUCUCUCCGGUUUACUAUCUGUUGAAGGAAAAAAGGUCCUUCAUAUGGAUAGGAACGACUAUUAUGGUGGUGAAAGUGCCAGUUUAAACUUAACACAGCUUUACCGAAAAUUCCGUAAUGGGCAAGAACCACCUAGUGAAUUGGGACGUGAUCGUGAUUAUAAUAUUGAUCUCAUUCCCAAAUUUAUGAUGGCCAAUGGAGAACUUGUCAGAAUUCUUACUCAUACCGAUGUUACACGUUACCUUGAAUUUAAACAAAUUUCUGGCUCUUAUGUAUAUCGUGAAGGAAAAAUCUCUAAAGUUCCUGCUAGUGAAAUGGAAGCUCUUAGCAGCAGUUUGAUGGGAAUGUUUGAGAAAAGAAGAGCAAAGAAAUUUUUUGAGUAUAUGCAAAACUGGCGAGAGGAUGAUCCAUCUACUCACCAAGGCAUUGAUUUAAAUACUGCACCAAUGUCUAAGGUUUAUUCAGAUUUUGGUCUUGAAUCUGGAACUCAAGAUUUUAUUGGUCAUGCUAUGGCCCUGUAUUUAGAUGAAUCCUACAUUGAACGACCCGCCCGAGAGAGUUAUGACAGAAUCAUUCUUUACAUUUCCUCUGUGGCUCGUUAUGGAAAGAGCCCUUACAUUUACCCAUUGUACGGUUUGGGUGAAUUGCCUCAAGGUUUUGCACGACUGAGUGCUAUUUAUGGUGGUACUUAUAUGCUCGAUAAAGCAGUCGAUGAAAUCGUCUAUGAUGCGGAUGGCCGUGUUUGCGGUGUACGUUCGGGUGACGAGACUGCCAAGACAAAACAAGUUAUCGGUGAUCCAUCCUAUUUUAAAGAUAAAGUCCGUAAAGUUGGAAAAGUUAUCCGUGCUAUCUGCAUCCUAAAACAUCCCAUACCUAACACUGACAACGCAGACUCUAUUCAAUUAGUGAUUCCACAGAAUCAAGUUAAAAGGCAACAUGAUAUUUAUAUUGCUAGUGUAUCUGACACUCAUUGUGUUUGUGCUAGAGGAUACUAUCUUGCUAUUGUGUCCACCAUUGUCGAAACAAGCGAUCCAGAGGCUGAAAUCAAACCUGGUCUCGACUUGCUUGGUCCACUUGUUGAGAA